AUGGCGACGCCCACCUUAGACGAAAAGCUGGACAAGAUCCGGUCACCGGGUCUUCAGAGCCAGAAGAGGAGAGUGGUUAUUCUCGAGGCGGUCGACGCAACGCUGAAGGAACAGAAUACUGCGCCCACGCCGACGGGAUAUUUCGCUGCCCUGCUUGGCCUUCUCAACCAGUCCGUAGAGAGCGGCAACGUUAACUCUGAGACGACCACGUCGGUGGUCUACCUCCUUGAUGUCGUCACUCCAUACGCACCGCAACCAUUGCUUCGAUCCAAGUUUACCCAGAUCUUAACGCUCCUGGCGCCCGUUCUCAUCCUCCAAGAUGCCGAGCCCAUUCUUCUCAGGUCGUCUAUUGGGUGCCUGGAGUCCCUGCUUCUUGCCCAAGACACGGCUUCGUGGGAUCUAGGGGUAACCCAAAUCGGGCCUCGGCGAGCUGUCGCUGGUCUUCUCAAACUCGCCCUGGACGGCAGGCCCAAAGUCAGAAAGCGCGCUCAAGAUGCGCUGAAACUAGUCCUCAAAAACCCUCCGCCAAGCCCGUCGCUCGAUCAUCCCGCCGCCGACAUGUGCGCCCACACGGCGCUCUCCACCUUGGAGGAGAUGGCGGCCAAAGUCACGCAGGCGAAGAAACAAAAGAAGUCUUCCGAAUCUCCUCAUGAUCCAGCCUUGAUCCAUGCGCUGCAGCUGGUCAAGACUGUCGCGUCUGCGAGCGGCGGUUGGCCAAGCAAGAAAAUCGAAAACCUCUGCGAGUUGCUGUUGGGUAUCGCGCGGACCGGCAACGAGUAUAUGACCGUGGCGACCUUUGAGAUCUUCGAGAUGAUCUUUGAGGGCAUGGCGGACGAGGUUGCGUCGGCCAAGCUACCGAGACUGAUGGAGAUCAUCUCCGAAUUGCGCCCCGCCGCCAACGAUACGCAGCUUGUUCCCCCAUGGCUCGCCAUCCUGUCACGGGGGUAUGACGUCUCCGCUCAAUUGGAGCCUGAGGAGACAUUCCAAAAACUGCCAGAUAUCUUCUCCUUGGUUUUGGGCUUCCUCGAGUCACCUGCGCACAAUAUUCGCAUUUCGGCCUCCGAAUGUCUUGUGUCCUUCAUGGCAAAUUGCAUUCCUACGUCGGUCAUUCUAGAGCCGUCCGUAUAUGACGAGAAGACGUUGGAGAAGGUUGCCAAGUUGGUCGAGUCUCUCCUCAACGUCAAAUUUCAGGCGGCUUGGAUGGAGAGCUUCAACGUGUUCGGUGCCAUGUUCGAUGCGCUCAGGUGGAGGGCCCACCCUAUGAUGCUCAACAUCCUCAAAGCUGUGGGUGACCUGCGGAGCACUGACUCUUUUAACGGGAAAAAGGAAGCCGACGAGGUUAUUGGCAAGGCCAUCAGGGCAAUGGGACCGGAGGCUGUCCUCUCCGUGCUACCCCUAAACCUGGCUAAACCUGCCAAGGGCCAGCCUGGCCGUGCCUGGAUGUUCCCCUUGCUGCGCGACUACAUAAGCAACACGAACCUUGGUCAUUUCCGGCAAGAAAUGGUGCCUCUGAGCGAACUGAUGUUCCAACGAGUUCUAGACCAUGGCGAAGCCGAGAAGACGAUGGAAGUGAAGAUUUUCGAGACGUUGGUGCAGCAAAUCUGGGCGACAUUGCCGGGUUAUUGCGAUCUCCCUCUCGACUUGCGAGAAGCAUUUGAUCAAAGCUUCGCAGAACUCCUAGCAAACAUUCUUUAUAAGCAGGUUGAACUGAGGCUCGAGGUGUGCCGUGCUCUGAGAACACUCAUUGAAUCCAACCAAGCCAUCGCAAAACUGGAGAACGACGCAGACGACAUGAUUCUUCAGAGCCGCGUCUCUCGCGAGACGGCCCAGAAGAAUUUGGAUUACCUCGGCGGAUUCGCCGGCAACAUGCUGGCCGUGCUCUUCAACGUGUACACCCAAACGCUACCGCAGAGCCGCGGUCCGAUCCUCCUGUCCAUCAACGCAUUCCUCAGCGUGACCCCGGCAGAGGAACUCAGAGAGACUUUCGACAAGGUGUGCCAGAUGCUCGCAGCAGAGCUCCAGAAGGAGCCGGAGCAGGCGGAAAAGGCGAAGUCCCAAAAGGGGAAAGAGCCAAUGCCCUCAACAAGUAACACGCUGAUGGAUCUCAUCAUAACCAUGUCCAUCUAUCUUCCUCGGGAAAGCUUCGCUGCGCUCUUUGAGAUGGCGGCAGUCGUCAUUGUGAAGCAAGACGAGCCUCAGUUGCAGAAGAAGGCGUACAAGCUCAUCCCCCGUCUUGCUGAGUCGGAAAUUGGGAGACGGGCACUACAGGAGAGGUCGGCUGAAUUGCAGAGCCUGCUCCUUUCGAGUGCGGAGAAAGUGUCGGUCCCUGCACGAAGGGAACGCCUCGCGGCGCUCAAUGCCCUUCUUCCCUUCAUCCCCGACACGUCGCUCCAUUUUAUUCCGUCAAUCUUGAGUGAGGUGGUCAUCUGCUGCAAGGAGAACAAUGAACGCGCCCGCGAGGCGGCGUUCGAUCUUUUGAUCCAAAUGGGCAAGAGGAUGACGGAUGCCAACGGAGCGACCAUCGAUAAUACCAAGGUCCCGCAUAUGCCGAAAGACGCCCCGCCAGGCACAGCUAACAUCGAGGAGUAUCUCACCAUGGUCAGCGCAGGUCUCGUUGGCGCUACUCCACACAUGAUUUCGGCCUCCGUCACCGCGCUCAGUCGUGUACUGUACGAAUUCAGGCCAAUACUGAGCGAGCAGACUCUAUCCGACCUGGUGCAGACCAUGGAUCUUUUCCUGACGUCCAACAACCGAGAAAUCGUCAAGAGUGUUCUGGGUUUUGUCAAGAUUUGUGUUCUCAGUCUGCCGACGGAGAUGAUGCUGAAUCGUCUGCCCACGCUGACGCCCAAUCUGAUCAUCUGGAGCCACGAACACAAGGGGAACUUCAAGAGCAAGGUCAAGCACAUCCUGGAGCGCAUGAUCCGUAAAUUCGGGUUCGACCUCGUCAACAAGUAUUGUCCGGAUGACGAUCGGAAACUCCUGGCCAACAUCCGUAAGACCAAGGCCAGGAACAAAAGGAAGAAGGACGCCGCGAAACAGGCGGGUGAGGACGGGAGCGACGACGAGGAUGCGAAGCCCUCCAGGAAGUUCGAGAGCGAAUACGACCAAGCGCUGUACAGCAGCGACUCGGACGAGUCGGGCGCGUCGGACGACGAAGGUGGCGGCGCGGCGAGGAACGGUCGGAAGGGCGGAAACAAGAAGGGCGGCAACGCGUACAUUGUCGAGGACGAGGACGAGCCACUGGACCUGCUGGACCGCAAUGCGCUGGCGAACAUCUCGUCGACCAAGCCCGUCAGAAUCAAGCAGCCGGGCAAGACGAAGGCCAAGACGGACCUGGACGGCAAGUUGAUCCUCGGCCAGGCGAGCGACGACGAGGGAGACGCCAUGGACGUCGACGGCGGCGGCGCGGGAGAGUCGGGCGUCAAUGCGUACGUUGCCGCGCUUAAGGGCAAGGAUGUUGCGCGUCGCGGUCGUGGCGGCAGGCUGAAGUUCAGCAACAAGAAGGGCAAGGACGACGAGCCCAUGGACCAGGAUAUGGAUGAAGAUACCGCGGCUGCUGUGAAGGCACAGGUAAAUAAGAGCCGCGGAGGCGGACCUGGUGACAAGUUCCGUGGCCGUGGUGGGCGUGGAGGAGGACGUGGAGGAGGACGUGGAGGAGAACGUGGAGGGCGUGGAGGGCGUGGAGGGCGUGGCGGAAGAGGCGGUAUUGCUUCAGGCCGGAAGGGACUGGGCGAAGAGAGAAGGAGAGGGGGAGGCGUAAUGCACGGUGGUAUUAGCAAAUCUCCCCGGUCACGGAGGUAG
Sodiomyces alkalinus F11 is the source of this 3801-nucleotide messenger RNA. RefSeq names its product NUC173-domain-containing protein. NCBI's taxonomy places the organism in Eukaryota, Fungi, Ascomycota, Sordariomycetes, Glomerellales, Plectosphaerellaceae. Bases 1 to 3801 code for a protein of 1266 amino acids. The transcript has 2 exons. The record is from RefSeq and is a predicted model, not a curated record.